AUGGGUAGCAUACUUCAAUCGUGCCAACUUAUUAAAUGGGAUGACUGUGCUAUGGCACGCAGAAAAGCAUUAAAGGCACUUCAUCAUACACUAAGAGAUUUGAGAGAAAAUGAAACUGCUAUAGGAUCUUGGGGAAACUCUUUGAGAAAGAAGAUAAAUAUUAGAAUCCUUAGAAGAACUCAAAGAAGAAUUCUUCUACGAAUUAUUCGGGGAUAUAGAACUGUUAGUUAUGAUGCGGUCUUUGUUAUCGCUGGUCUUCCGCCUAUUGAUUUAAUUAUCUUAAAUAAUCUUGAAUUAAAGGAGAAGAUAAAAGACAACGAUUGUCUAACCCUGGACGGGAAGCUUCCUAUUUCAUGUUUGCCCCACCCAGCAUGCAGGAAACCUGUUAUAAUUAUUCCUUAUGUAAAUAAUGUUUUUCAGGAAUAUAAAACUAUCUGCUUUACGGAUGGUAGUAAGCUUGAUGGAAGGGUUGGUCUUGCUUUUGUAAUUUAUGAAAAUGGAACAGAGAAUGUUACUGCCAAGCACCGACUACAUAAUGAAUGUACUGUUUUCCAGGCUGAACUUUUGUGUAUAAACCUGGUUGUUAAGUGGAUACAAAAUUCUUUUAGUGAAAACCAAAUUUUUAAAUAUCUCAUUUGUACAGAUUCUCUUUCUUCACUUUUUCUUUUGCGUGACACGACUUCUACUGAGAAGCUUGUGGUGGAAAUUCACUCGAUUUUGAACGCUCUUGAAAACGUAACUAUUCAUUUUUCUUACGUUCGUGGCCAUAGCGGUAUUUUGGGCAAUGAAAGAGCAGACCAAUUGGCUAGGGAAGCUACGUGUGGUGAAAUAGACUUAAGGGUGUCUGUUCCAGCUUCUCACUGGAAGCGCAUCGCUAGAGAUAAAAUCAUUGCGGACUGGAAUGCAGAAUUUCUUGCUUCGCCUCGGUCGCUCUGGACGAAAAGGUUCUUUCCAUCCAUUUUUCACCGUUUGCAAUUCUGUAUGCGAGUGCCCGAAUGA
This is a messenger RNA of Parasteatoda tepidariorum (common house spider), 999 nucleotides long. Lineage: Eukaryota; Metazoa; Arthropoda; Arachnida; Araneae; Theridiidae. The record is from RefSeq and is a predicted model, not a curated record.